This is a messenger RNA of Acanthosepion pharaonis, 801 nucleotides long. The record is from the annotation of a GenBank genome assembly. NCBI's taxonomy places the organism in Eukaryota, Metazoa, Mollusca, Cephalopoda, Sepiida, Sepiidae.
AUGCUUUUCUCUCCCCCUCCCUAUCGUGUCCCUGCUUUUUCUCUUCCUCUUCCUUACCCGCCAGUCUAUCGUUCUUUCUCCUUUUCUCUCAGCAUCCCUAUCAUUUUGGGUGCCUUUUCUCCCCUCAUCCCUGUCGUGUUUCUCUGCUUUUUCUCCCCGCUUCCUAUCCUGUGCGUCUGCUUUUCUCCCCUUCCCUAUCGUUCACUCUUCUUUCUCUCCCACCUCGCUAUCGUUCUUUCUCUCCCACCUCCCCGUCGUUCAUUCUCUCCCUCCUCCCCAUCGUUCAUUCUCUCCCACCUCCCUAUCGUCCUCUCUGCUUUCCUAUCGUGUUGUCUUUCCAUCCUUCUCCUCCCUAUCAUUCUCCCUCCUUUUUCUCUCCACCUCCCUACCCUUCUCCCUCCUUUUUCUCUCCACCUCCCUAUCCUUCUCCCUCUUUUUUCUCUCCACCUCCCUAUCCUUCUCCCUGCCUUUUUCUCUCCACCUCCCUAUCCUUCUCCCUGCCUUUUUCUCUCCACCUCCACUUCACUCUUCACAUUCUCUCUUUCUCUCCUUGGCUCAUUGGCUGUCCUCCUCUUACUCUCCUCUCUCCUUUUUCUUCAUUUUCAACUACUCUUUCUUUCCUCAUUUUUUUCAUCAGUUCUCUCUCUCUCCUUCUCGCUUAUUCCUUCUCUUUACCGAUUCAAUUACGUCUGUCUCUAUUCAGAUGCUGUCAGUGCAGGACCACACCCUGUAAUUCGGGAGUGUAAUGAGAGCCUUGACAGCCUGCAGUUGCAUGAGUGCAGAAAGGAAAUAAACAAAUGA